Paramecium pentaurelia is the source of this 1848-nucleotide messenger RNA. NCBI's taxonomy places the organism in Eukaryota, Ciliophora, Oligohymenophorea, Peniculida, Parameciidae. The record is from the annotation of a GenBank genome assembly.
UAAUGAUCAUUGUAAUACUCUUAUUGACCACAGUUUUUGCAUUUCCUAAAUACAAGCAAAACUUGUUUGUGACCAAACCUGAUUCCCUUAAAAAAUUAGCAUAUUAAUUGUCAAUGGCUUCUGAUUUAUAGGUUGACGUGGAUCAAGAUCAAGUAUGGAAAUUUAAUCUAAUAAGGUUUGUACUUGGUUAAAAGAAUAUACUUUAACAACAGCUUAAGAUGCAUAUUAUGCAAAGCUUGCCUCAUCAUUUUUGGAAGAAUGUCAGGUAGACUAUAACAUUGACUUACCUAUGAUUGAUUAAGAUGAUUUUGAAUCAAUUUACUAUAAUUCACUUCUUAAUGGGUAAUGUCCAAAAUUAGAAUAUUUCAUCACAGCAGGAGGUGCAGCCAAGCCAUAACUAAAAAAAUAAGAUGAUUCUUAUAAAACAGCAGCUUAAGUAUAUCAUCUUGCCACUAUUUGCAAUGAUAACAAAGUUCAUGAGGCAAUUUAAGAAGCUAUCUUUAACUUCUAAGAAUUAUAUGAUGGAGUCUCAGGAGUAUUGGAUAGAGAUAAUUCAGCAGCAGUAACUGCAUCAUUAUUGUACUCUUUUUUUACUUUCAGCAUUACCAAUCUCCAUCCCCAACUAUAAGAAAUCCUCUAAAAUUAGAUAUAUCAAUAAACAAUUAUCAAUUUUCUAUUUUAAAGAACUACAGUCUUAGGAUCUAUUGAUGAAUAAUAUUGGAUUACUAAAUUAUUUUAAUUAACUCAAGUUAAUUCAAUAAUCUAUCCAAUUUUUUAAGAUUAUUACUUGGUGAAUAAGGGAAAAGCUUUAAUUAAUAUAAAGUUUGUAAAUUUCAAAGGUGAAAAGGUUUAACCAACAGAAGUCAAAGCUUUCAUUAAUAAUGAAAAUUACACUUAUACACCAAUAAAGUCAAAAGAAUUUAGUGGUUAUUUUGAAGUUUCAUAAGUUGGCUCACUUCCUUUUGAAUUACAUUUCCCUAAUUAUGUUGUAAGAUUUAUUAUUAAAGAUUUAAGUUUAAAUACACAGUUAAAAUAUUACAUGAGAUUGAGAUUGAGGAAGUUAUGUUUGAUGUUGUUGAUUCCAAGACUUCAAAACCAAAUUUCCAUCAUAGUGUUGAAAAUGGAGAAGAAUAUCCUGCAAUUCUAAAUGCAAAUGAAAAAAGUUUCCUUCAUGUCAUUAUUAAAGUAAUUAACUAAUUUAAGUAGACUAAAAAAUAAGUUAAAUCAUAAGUUGCCAUUAGAUUAGUUCAUCCUAAACAUCCAUCUGCUACUACAUAAGUUUUUGCAGAGUAUGAUACAAAAAGAAAGAUUUAUUAUGGUAUUAUUGAUUUUGGAGAUCCUGAUCAUGUUACACCACUUAAUGCAAUCUAUUAAGUUGAAUUACUUUUAGCUGAUUCAAAUGUUCUACCUAAGAGAUGGAGUUUCCUUAAAAUAGAUACUAAAUUUUAAGCUUAAACUACCUUCUAAAAUGAUAACUAUUAUAAAUUGCCUUAGGAAAUUGUUCAUUAAUUCAAUUAAGAAUAACCUGAAGUUCCAUUCCUUGUAAGUUUAUUAUUAUAUUCUAGUUUGUUUCAUUCUUUGUUGUAAUUAUUGUUAUUGCAUUUGUAUUUUUCCUCAGAAUCCUCUCAAAUUUAAACUUAAGCUUUGACAAAUUGCCUAAAGACAAUUCAACCAUUGUUUAUUUGUUUCUUGCUUUAAUCAUUGGAUUAUUUGUUGUUUUAACACUAUUUUGGAUUAAAUUAAAUUUGAUUGAGACAGUAACAGUAUUAGGAAUCUUAAGUGUACCAUUAGUAGUUGUUGGAAACUAUGCACUUUUAGCAUUAAGAAAAUCAGAAAAAUUAGAUUGAU